AUGCCUCCUACAUCACCGGUAGAAGGAUUCCCACGGUUUGGCCUCGUCAUGGCCAGACUUAUAGUGGAGAACGAAGACCGAGACGUGCGGCCUUUUGUUGUAUUGCUUCCCCGUCGAGCCGGCUCCAAGCCCCUCGACCAUUCGAUCACCAGCUUCAACCAUGUUCGUCUCCCAGCAUCUGCGUUGCUGGGCUCUCUUGCCAAGCCGGAAGAUCCCCGCAAGAACUUCCUGCACGUCAUCUCACGGAUUGGACGCUGUGCGUUUGUGGCGGGGAAGUACAGCCUCCGCCGCCGCAUCACCAACCCUGAAGGCAGUCCUAUCCCGAUAUUCACCUUUCGGACCCAACAGCAACCCCUCCUGCACGCUCUAGCCCAGAUCGCCGUCUUCGGGGCCUGGAUCCCCCAGUGCAUUGCACAGUACACAGAUCCAAUCCACGCAGCCCCGGUCCGCCACGCACUCGGGGUCUGCGUCAAGGCCGUCCUAUCCAAGGCGGUCCAGCACAGCGGGUUUCACCUCGCCGAGCGCUGCGGCGCCCAGGGGCUGUACGAGUACAACCACAUCGUCGAAUCGCAGCUCGAAAGCCGAGGGAUUGCUGUCUCGGAGGGGGAUGCACUGGUUCUGAGCAUUCGCCUAACAACCGAGCUCCUCCUGAGCCGCUACGCAAUGCCCCAGCCCAGGCACCCUGCCACACUUCUAGUCCAGCACGAGACCGGCCUGCUAGCUGCCGCCCGCACGCGCCUCCACACAAUGUCCGACGGCCACCGCGGCGCCGAAUACAACCGCGUGCUCCUGCCCCAGUGCCUGCCCAUCGUCGAGGCGAUCGGCCAGCGCAUGGCCUACGAGGCAGCGCUGGAUGCCGGUGUCGAACCGGAUCUUCUGGCGCUGUACGAGGCGGGGGUGGUGUUGCAGGAUCCGGCGUGGUAUGCGGAGCACUGCGGGCUAUCACGUGAGGCGCAACUGGACCAGGAGGGGCGGGCGCUGGAUGCGCUGGAGCCUAGGGUUGAGGAGCUGCUGGACGGGCUGGGGGUGGCGCGGUUUUGCACGGCGCCGAUUCUUUCGGCGGAGCGGAUGGAAAGGUUUGCGGCGGGGUUGCCGACUUUUGGGGAGGAGGGGAACAGGGAGAGGCAGACGGAGAGUCGGCUAUGA
Aspergillus aculeatinus CBS 121060 is the source of this 1146-nucleotide messenger RNA. RefSeq lists its product as uncharacterized. The record is from RefSeq and is a predicted model, not a curated record. NCBI's taxonomy places the organism in Eukaryota, Fungi, Ascomycota, Eurotiomycetes, Eurotiales, Aspergillaceae. Gene Ontology annotation, cellular component: peroxisome. The coding region runs from base 1 to 1146 and encodes 381 amino acids. Gene Ontology annotation, molecular function: acyl-CoA oxidase activity; FAD binding; fatty acid binding. The transcript has 5 exons. Gene Ontology annotation, biological process: fatty acid beta-oxidation using acyl-CoA oxidase; lipid homeostasis.